AUGGCGACUUCAUCGUGGCUAUCGAUACCGGCCUCAAGUCACUUCUCGCUGGCGAACAUCCCAUUUGGCAUCAUCUCUACAUCGUCGGAUCCGAGACCCAGGACAGCCAUAGCAAUAGGCGACCACUGUCUGGAUCUCAAAGAGUUUGCAAGCGGUGGAGGCUUCAAGCCCAUCGAUGUCAACCCGAUCGUCUUCGCCUCAAUCUCUCUGAAUGCAUUCGCUGCAUUGGGCAAGCCAACUCAUCGCAAAGUGCGAACGUACCUCCAGGAUGUCUUCUCAGAAUCCACCAAGCAUCCCGACAUUCUCAAGGACAACGAGAGCCUUAGACAAUCAGCCUUGCUAAGACUGAGCGAUGUUCGUACGCACGUACCCAUGGAGAUUGGAGAUUACACGGACUUCUACGCUGGCAAGAACCACGCCUUCAAUCUAGGCUGUAUCUUACGUGAUCCCAAGAAUGCUCUGCAGCCAAACUACACGCAUCUGCCUGUUGGAUACCAUGGCCGAGCUUCAUCUGUUGUUGUAUCCGGCACACGGAUCAAGCGACCAAACGGACAGAUCCUCGAGAACCCUGCAGCUGACCCGAAGAUACCUAUCUUCAGCCCAAGCCGGCGACUUGAUAUCGAGGUGGAGCUCGGUGCCUUCUUGUGCAAGGACAAUGAGAUGGGAUCGCCAGUACGGAUACAAGAUGCGGCCGAGCAUAUCUUUGGGUUCGUUCUGAUGAACGACUGGUCAGCACGAGACAUUCAGGCGUGGGAGUAUGUGCCCUUAGGACCAUUCAAUGCGAAGAACUUUGGCACUACUAUAAGCCCAUGGGUUGUCCUGACGGAUGCUCUGGAGCCCUUCAGGUCAAAAGGCAUCGAGAAUGACAGCCAGCUGUUGCCUUAUCUGCAGGAGAAGGAACCGAAGAACGUUUACGACAUCAGGCUUGGUGUCGACCUUGCUCCGGAAGGGCAGAAACCUGAACGCGUGUUGAACACGAACGGCAAGAAUCUGCUAUUCUCAUUUGCGCAAAUGCUUGCUCACCACUCCAUCGGAGGCUGCCCCAUGCGCGUCGGUGACCUCCUCGGAUCCGGCACCAUUAGUGGAACAGAGCAGGGCUCAGAGGGUGCCUUGAUCGAGUACACGAAAGGCGGCAAGCAGGCAAUGAAGUUGCAAAGCGGCGGCGAGCGUAAGUUUUUGCAAGACGGAGAUACCGUGACCAUAACAGGCGUGUGUGGCAGCGAGGAGAGUGGUCUCGUAGGGUUUGGAGAAUGCUCCGGCCAGAUCCUGCCAGCACCGAAGCUGCGACCUUCAGCAACGCGGAUCGAGCGGAGGAGAGGACCCGGCACAACGUAUCAAGACAUCGACGCCGCCGCCGUCAUGUUGGAUAGAAUUCUGGAUCUCAGCUCUCCCGUCACCUUGACAUUUCUGUUCCUCUCUCUGGCAUACUUUGGCAUCAGAUACCUCAAUCGCACCGACACACCCAAGAUCAAGAAUCUGCCGGAGAUUCCAGGCGUGCCUCUCUUCGGCAACCUCCUCCAACUUGGCCAGGAUCAUGCUCGAGUCACAGGAGAGUGGGCGAAGAAGCAUGGCUGGCCUGUCUUUCAGACCAGACUAGGAAACCGCCGCAUUGUAUUUGCGAACACGUUCGACUCGGUCAAGCAUCUUUGGAUCACGAACCAGUCGGCCUUGAUCUCAAGGCCCACUCUGUACACGUUUCACAGUGUGGUGUCAACGUCCCAAGGCUUCACGAUCGGAACAUCGCCAUGGGACGAGUCCUGCAAGCGGAGGAGAAAGGUGGCAGCCACGGCGCUGAACAGGCCAGCUGUGCAGAGCUAUAUGCCUUUCAUUGAUCUCGAAGCGACAGUGGCCAUCAAAGACCUGUACAAGGACAGCAAAGGCGGCGAGCUUGAGCUCGAUCCGCGCAAGUAUUUUCACAGGUUUGCACUAAAUACGAGCUUGACCUUGAACUACGGCAUCCGGAUCGAUGGUGGUAUUGAUCAGGAACUCCUCCGCGAAGUCGUGCAUGUCGAACGCGUUGUGUCCAACUUCCGGAGUACUUCCAACAAUUGGCAAGACUACAUUCCUCUACUCCGCCUGCCAUUCAUCUCACGCCAGAAUAAGGAUGCAGUCGCUUACCGCCAGCGGCGCGACAAGUAUCUUACCACGUUCCUGAACAUGCUGAAGGAUCGGAUCGCCAAGGGCACCGACAAUCCGUGCAUAUCUGGGAACAUCAUCAAAGAUCCAGAGGAAACUCUUAACGAAGCCGAGCUCAAGUCGAUCUGUCUCACCAUGGUGUCCGCUGGCAUCGAUACCGUACCUGGUAAUAUGAUCAUGGGUCUCGGCUAUCUAGCAACGGAAGAAGGUCAGGAGAUCCAAAAACGUGCUUAUGAAGAGAUCAUGAAAGUCUACCCUACCGAUGGGGAAGCCUGGGAAAAGUGCUUGGUCGAGGAGAAGGUGCCGUACAUCACAGCAUUGACGAAGGAGAUUCUGCGCUUCUGGACCGUCAUCCCCAUCUGCCUGCCACGCACGUCGAUCAAAGACAUCAAGUACGAAGACGCCGUCAUUCCCGCGGGUACGACGUUCUACAUGAAUGCUUGGGCCGCCGACUACGACGACACGCACUUCAAGAAUCCGUACCACUUCAAUCCAGAUCGUUACCUGAACGACCAGGAGGGCUCUGGAACACCGCACUACGGCUAUGGCGCCGGAUCGCGGAUGUGUAUUGGCUCGCAUCUGGCGAACAGAGAGAUCUACACGGCAUUUCUGCGAAUGAUUACAGCCUUCGAGUUCUACCCAGCGAAGGAUCCCAAUGAUCGGCCGGUGAUGGAUGCGUUGGCAUGUAACAGUAUACCGACUGCCUUGACAACAGAGCCCAAGCCAUUCAAGGUCGGCUUCAAGGUGAGGAAUAAGGAGAGUCUGGAAAGGUGGAUCAAGGAGAGUGAUGAGCGGACGAAGAAUCUAUGA
Molecule: messenger RNA, 2946 nt
Organism: Cyphellophora attinorum
Lineage: Eukaryota; Fungi; Ascomycota; Eurotiomycetes; Chaetothyriales; Cyphellophoraceae
Product: Phenylacetate 2-hydroxylase
Exons: 4
Coding region: 1-2946 (981 amino acids)
Biological process (GO): L-phenylalanine catabolic process; L-tyrosine catabolic process; homogentisate catabolic process
Molecular function (GO): iron ion binding; monooxygenase activity; oxidoreductase activity, acting on paired donors, with incorporation or reduction of molecular oxygen
Source: RefSeq, a predicted model, not a curated record